This is a messenger RNA of Calliphora vicina (urban bluebottle blowfly), 2077 nucleotides long. RefSeq names its product nuclear envelope integral membrane protein-like. The transcript is spliced from 4 exons. The record is from RefSeq and is a predicted model, not a curated record. The coding region runs from base 71 to 1618 and encodes 515 amino acids. Gene Ontology annotation, cellular component: nuclear envelope. Lineage: Eukaryota; Metazoa; Arthropoda; Insecta; Diptera; Calliphoridae.
UUUUGCAACUUCAUUUGUUUUGUUUUGUUCUGAAUAAUGUUCAAAUGAUAAUAAAAAAAAUAAUUAAACAAUGGCUAUAAAUAAAUGUGUGAUAUUUUGCUGCUGCCUUGCAGCUGUGGCAAGCGCAGCAGAGCUUGUUGAUAAAAACAAAAGUGAUCAGGGAAAUUUAAGAGGCAAAGUUACCUAUUUGGAGGCUGGUGAAAUUCAUAUUUAUGAACCAAUACGUAGACAUCGUGGUUUCUUUGAGAAUGAUUUGCGUACCUAUUGCUACAAAGGAGAACAAAAGACACUGGGACGUCUGUUUGAGACUGUGGAAUUGAUACUAGAGAUUGAUAGUGAUGAUUAUACACAAUAUGAUGGCGCUACUCCGGCCGAAGUACAAGAGCAUUAUGAAGAACAUCGUUCCUUAUUUAGUUUUAAUCUAUUUAGCCAAAAACGUACACGCUUACAAUUAUCGCCAUUUGCUUCCAGUUGUAUGGGCAUAGAGACAAUAGAAUCAUAUCGUAUACGUUUACAAAAAGUAAGAGUAGAUUUUUGGCGUGUUAUCCAAUUGGUAGUGGGUUGUUUGGUUUUCCAUUAUGCCGGAAAAUUAUCCAAGAAUGCAGUAUUUUAUUAUAUAACAGGAGUAGCAUUGGGUAUUUGUUCCUCUUUUAUGUUGCUAAUAUGGUUGUCAAGUAAAUUAAUACCAAGACGCACCAUGAUGUAUGGCGUUUUAGUUGGUGGCUGGGCUAUUGGUUUAUAUGUCAUACAAAUGCUGUGGGAAAAUCUUCAGCUUAUUAUUCUAACCUAUCGUACUUAUGUGUUUUGGUAUAUUUUCAUAACCGGUAUUGUGUCCUUCUUUUUCUGCUACCGCUGGGGUCCUCCCACCAAUAAACGCUCCAAGAAUAUUAUUAAAUGGUUGCUGCAACUGAUGUCUUUGAUUAUGAUUUAUUUUUCGAGUCGCUAUGAAGAAGCCACUGCUGCCAUAAUUAUUUUAACCAUCAUUUUACAUUAUUUCCCACGUUCUUUGUGGUACAGGGGUCGAGCUUUCUGGUUGCGUAAAUUUCCGCCCAAACGUCGUUUUCUUACCAAUGAGGAAUAUUAUGAACAGGGUGUUCGAGAGACAACAAAGGCACUGGGUGAAUUGCGCACAUUUGCCAGCAGUCCGGAAUGUAAUCAAUGGAGGGUCAUGAGUAAACUACGCGAUCCAAUGCGUUUUGCAGCAUUUGUGGAGGGAGCCUCACAUUUACGCGAUGAAGAAAUUUUACAUUUUGAAUCGUCAAAGUACUCAGAUGAUUUAGAUGAUUCCGACAUUAGCCUCAAUGACAGUGAAGAAGAGAAUGAAGUGCAGCAGCAUCGUUCUGACAAAUAUUAUAAUAACGGACAACAUCAUUCAAAUGCCGUUGGCGAUAUAAGUGAAGAUGAAGAUGAACCAGACCAAGAUGAAAGCAAUUUUAGGGGUAGAGUUACACCGUCACGCUAUCACCUUAGUCAAGCUUCUACAUCAGCAACUGUCAAUUCGGCCAAACAAAGACCACGAAAUAUCACUCCCACAAUAAGAGCACGCCAUUCAAGCGCUCCUAGAUCGGUGACGCGAUCUUCAAGAGUUUAUGAACAUGAAUUGAGUGAGGAGGGUUAAAUGUUAAAGACUAAUUUGCAUUGAAAUUUAACGACUAGCUUUUAAAUACAUACAUAUUUUUUUUUUUGUAAUAUUUUGGACUAUUUACUUUUUAAAUAUUACUUAUUAUUAUCUUUGUAUUCUGUUGUCUGUGUCAAUGACCCGCCAGUUGUAUCUAAACUUUAAUUGAAUUGAAUUAUUAUAAGACUUUGUAUUUAGUGUUCUUGUUCUAUGUUUAAUUAAACAUUUUAAUUUCAUUAUUAUUUCUAAAAAUCAUUUCAUCAAUACAAUGUUUAGGUUAGCUUAUAAAAUUAAAAAAAAAACAUUUAAUUGUCUCGAGAAUAAAUAAAUUUAAUAAAUUUAGGUUUAUUUAAAUUAAACAAAUAUUGCUCAAUCUCAAUUUUUUAAUUUUAAGAUUUUUCUAUAUUUUUAUUAAAUAAUUGAAUUAAUUACUUAAUAAAGUUAUAUAAACAAAACAAA